CGCUGACACUAAUUGUUUUUCUCCAAACCAGAGGCUAGGUAGGGGGCUGUAGCAUUAGAUCAAUCCUUUCAAUGGCAGCAUACAUGGUGAAGCAAAUUGCUUUUCUUGAAACCAGAGACUAGGGCUGUAGCUUUCAGAUCAAUCUCUUCAAUGGCAGCAGAUAAUCCAAUUAAAAUUCUCCUUUUUCUGUCUCAUAUGUAAAUCGGAGUGAAAAAAAAGAAAAAGAAAAAAGAAAUCCAAAAUGUGGUAAUGUUUUAAAUCGCAGUUCGCAGAUAAGGUGAAGCAAAUCAAAACUCGUGCUUGUAAACGUAGCCGGAAGCAAGCCAAGCGAAAGCAUAGUCACCGAGCAAGAGAAAGAUGGUGAGCGGAAAACAGAAGAAGCAAAUGGAAAGCAGAAGCCAAAGCAGCCAACAUGAUGGUGGUGGUCAUGGUUCGGAUGAUUAUUUGAAUGAGAGAGAGUUACUGCUCACUUUCCGUGCACACCUGCAUCUCAUCAAUGUUUUUGAUUGGAUCGAAAGCGUGUGGAAAGCCAUGGUGGGUUACUAUGAGAAUCGAGCUGGAAGCCCUGCUACUUUGUCUUCGCUUCAACAGGCCUUUGCUAAAUAUAAUGAUGAAUACAAGGUGACAACCAUGCUAGUUCAUUAUGGCAUACAUUUUGAUCCGAUACUGAACAUGUUAGUUGGCGAUGAUAGUUGUUGGAUUCAGGCUGAAACGGACAUGCCUAGUUAUCAAGAGACAAUACGAUAUAUGAAGGAACGUGUAUUUGUGAACUAUUAUCUGCUUGAAGCUAUCUUUUCCUCUUAUUAUCUGCGUGCAGCUUCCUUUUCCGCUUUUUGUAAAAAAGUUUAUGAUCCUCGUGCUUCUUCGUUCAAUGCUAGAGCUUUACAAUCUCAUGAGGUAAAAAUUGGUAAUUUAUCAAAGAAAGAUGUGGAAGAGAUGAAAGCAAAGCUAUCUCAUAUUAAUGUCCGGUUUGAUCAGUUGACAUCAAGGCAUUCUUCCAUUGUUUCUGAGGUUCUUGCGGUUAGAGAUCAAUUGAAAGAUCUGAAGAUGAUGAAAAGGAGUUUACUUAGAUGAGUUUGAGGACCUCAAUACAUGUUUUUAUGUAAUUUGAAUUGUCUGUAAGUUUUUCAUUUCUGCAAUGUGCCGUGUCUGCUCAUUUACCUGUCAUUUUGGUGUUCUCGUGGUGUUUUAAUGUUACUUCAAACAUUUA
Messenger RNA from Gastrolobium bilobum, 1210 nucleotides. RefSeq lists its product as uncharacterized. The coding region runs from base 358 to 1074 and encodes 238 amino acids. NCBI's taxonomy places the organism in Eukaryota, Viridiplantae, Streptophyta, Magnoliopsida, Fabales, Fabaceae. The transcript is spliced from 4 exons. The record is from RefSeq and is a predicted model, not a curated record.